This is a messenger RNA of Kluyveromyces marxianus DMKU3-1042, 486 nucleotides long. RefSeq lists its product as uncharacterized. Bases 1 to 486 code for a protein of 161 amino acids. The transcript has a single exon. The record is from RefSeq and is a predicted model, not a curated record. NCBI's taxonomy places the organism in Eukaryota, Fungi, Ascomycota, Saccharomycetes, Saccharomycetales, Saccharomycetaceae.
AUGUUCGAUAGUGCAGUUGUUUUGCCGAGCCUUGCCUUGCCAGGCUUUGGCUUUGGCUUUGGCUUUGGCUUUGGCUUUGGCUUUGGCUUUGGCUUUGGCUUUGGCUUUGGCUUUGCCAGGCCUUGUGAUGCAGGGCAAACCCAGGCCCAACGUAGCGACUGCGUAGCACCCUCGAGAGCCCUCUCUCCUUCUGCGGCCCGUCUACGUCUUCCCGUCUGUUCCUCAGAACCCCCACACACAAAAAAAAAAAAAAUAAUACCGAAAACGAAACGAAAAACGAAAACACACACACACACACACACCCAACCUAAACCUAAUUCUGGACCGCCCUAUCUCUUUACUAAGCCGGUACGGUGCAACUACGCUCUUCUGGCCAUUCUCGCUUCUGGUGUUGCUGGUAACCAUUCGUUACUCCCAGCGCCAUAUUGCAGAAUAACGAGGCUUUCCGAGUUUAAUUACUUACUACAAACUGUCUAUCUAAAAUAA